UUGUAAUUGAUAUCGAAUCCGCCGCGUCCAUCUUGAUUUCCAGUACAUAUAUUUUUUUAAUACGGUGACCAGACCGACAGGAAAUAUAAAAAACGCUAGCGAGUCCAUACCGCUGUUCUCUAUGAAUGUCUCGCAGGUGAAGAAGAGAGCCGCACUUAUCACACUCUAGUUGGUCAGCUAAUAUUUGCAGUUCUACAACUCGCCGUCCAUGUCUUCAUUCGUCGUUGCGAUAAUUUUAAAGAGUUUUUUGAUUUACAAUAAUAUUUGUGUCAUCGAAGACGCAAUCAGUGUCUAGGCCUAGUGCAUGAUUCACAGAUGUACUGUUACUGUAAUUAUGAUCGGAGUGAUAUUUUUUCGAUUUGUGAUGAAACUUAUUAAGUGUUUUAACUUUGGGAGUUUUAUACCUUUUUUUCUUACUUAUGAUCACGAUAGGACUUAUCAUCGUCUGCCAUAUUCCGUGGGGAUCGGAAAUGACGUAAUAAUGUAACGCGUUGUAUAUAUAUUAUAUAUACUAGUGUGUAUUUCAGACAAAGACGAUAGGAUGGGGAAUUCCAGUUCGAUGUACAAGACCCUUGGUGAAUAUUCUUCAAUUUAUCGUGGAAAACAAAGCGAGGCCGACAAUAAAAGAAAUGUAACCCAUGACUAUCACAGACCAGAGAGUGCCGACAGUGGAUUCGAACGCGAGCCUACUGACCUUUCCUCAUUGCACGAAAAGGUCACCGUCUCCAAAUUCUUCCAUACAGCAAAUAAUCAUGACCAACUUAAAAGUAUACUACAGGAACACAAAAUUGCCAUCCUCACUGGUUGUCCCGGGGACGGGAAAUCAUAUGCAGCUUCUACAUUUAUCAAAUCUAUGCAUGACAAUGAAGGAUGGUUUACCGGUGAUCAACGCAUUAAGACACCAUUAUAUGCUUAUCAAAUGCAUGAUAUACCGAAUAUCGGAAAAGUUGAAAAUCGUUUAAUUAUGAUUGACGGAGUAUUUGAUCAUAUCAAGUUUGACGUAUCCUUUCAAGAGUCGAUAUUUGCACUGCAAAACAUUUUGGACGAUGGUACGAGGAUUCAUGACAAACUUUUCCUCAUUGUUAUGCAAAAAGAGUUGAUAAAUUAUCUCAGAAUGCAAUUCCCAUCUAUUGAUUGGAUCGAUGAAAAGUAUAUUGUUGACCUUUCAAGGCAGCUGUCUUCAAAAGAAAAGAAAAUAAUUCUAGAAGCUCAUUGUAAAUCACACGAAGGACUAUGGGACAAUAUUGCAUUUUCAGAUAGAAAGGUGUUCGGAUUUCCAAAAUGUUGUAAACAGUUUGGGUCUUUGAAAUUAGGGACCAGUGAUAUAUUUUUUGCUCAGUCUGUAAAAAUGUUAGAACAACAUUUCUGUAAUAUGGAUAGUAGGUGUCUUUUUGUUCUUGGAAUGAUGUUCAUGAAUGCUGGAAAGCUGACAGAGAAAGAAAUUCUGAGAGGUCCAAAAACUUUCCAAUUUUCUGAAAAUUUGACAACUAUUAGUGGAAUGUCUACAUUGGAUAAGAUUGGUGUCCAUACCAUCUUGAUGGUUGUUAGAAGUUUUCUAGAUGUGUAUUUUGUAAAGUAUAAAUUGGACAACCAGUUUAUUUUCAUAGAUUCUCAAGUAUCAGAUGCUGUAACUAAUGUUUUGUUCCAAAGAGAUCCAUGCUUGUUCAUAGAAUCAUGUCCUGUGUACAUUUUACAGAAAUGCACUUCAGGGACCUUUUUGAAAGAGCAAAAUGUCCAUCAUAGCAGUAUAAUUCAUAAGACAGUAAACCGUUACUGUUUAGAGCUUAAAACAUGCCCAAAUACCACAUUAUUUAAAUCAGUAUGGCAGUCAGAAAUUUUUUCAAGCAAAUAUUUUAUCGAAUGUAAAGAUAACAGUCUUGCAAUGGAAAUUGCUGGCCUCGAACCACGUUAUCAAUCAUUGUUUUUCAAUUGUUCUAGUGUUGAAAAUUCUUGUUUGAUUUCCUAUCUGCUCAUUUGUUUGCCUACACUGUCGUAUAGGAUAGAAAACAACAAAGCGAUUCUCUCUUUUCUCAAGUAUCACGAUACCGAAUGCAAAAAGAUUAUAUAUGGCGAGUGUGCAUACAAAACAUUAGACACCGACCGGAGGGCAAGCAAGUUAUUCGAGGCUAUGGAUUUGCACUCUGCCAAAAGGAACACUGGGAUAAGUGUUUUCCUCUUUAAAGAAUUAGUAGUCUUCUUCAAUAGGGAAUCAUUAUCAGAACAACUGUCGUUGGACUUGCACGGUCUAGUAAGAUUAAACUCCUAUAAAUCGAUUUUACAAUGUGGUCACACUCUAGCAAAGCAAUCAAACCGUGAUACUUGGAAAACAUUAGCCAAGGUAGAUUACCAGUGCUUGUGUCGCAAAACUGAACCUUUCAAGCCUUUCUUGAAGCAAAUGCUAGAAAAGGGAUUAGAAAUUUCGUGUAGUAAGUUGAUGAAAAUUGCUAUGGCAUUUCCAAAACAAGAUUCACUUUCAUGGCUCAAAAAUGUUGUGCAUCUUGUUAUCAACGGUGGUGAUAUAGACUUGAUAAAAACAUUACUGAAAGAGGUAUCACAAAGCUUUCGACGAAUGUACAUGUCGGGUGUAAUUGUGCGAAGCAUUUGGUUUGGAAGACGAAAGUGUUUUCAUCUACCAUCCAAAGUAGAUAGUAUUGUUUAUAUCGUCGACGCUCCAAAGCCUCGAUUAGAUGAUAGUAAUUUCCUAGGAUUACGAAUUGUAAUUCGCACCGAGAACGAGACCAAUGAUGAAGAAAAACGGCUAAUGUCGUAUGAAAGGGAGAUGGAUACUUAUUGUCCAAUCCAAAUAAACAGCAAAGACGUCGCAGCUCUCUUUGAAGCGCACACAAAUAUAACAAUGAUCAGAACAUCAAAUGUUUGCUAUCAGGAGAACGACGAGAAGGAAAUUUACAUAGCAAGAAUGCCUUGCGUAGUUAUAUUUUGUCAUGUUAAAGGUGUAAUUCCGCUGGGUGAGAAUGCAUUUCCUGUAUGUUUAAGUUGUUACAAAGUUGAUGUUCGAGAAGGUGUAUGUUCAUUCGCGGCAAAUCCUCUACAGAUUGGAGAAGGAAUCCAAUCAAAGAUGGCAGAUGGCUUUGGAACGCUGGGUGGCUUUGUUGACAUCGAUUCCAAAAGAAAAGGUUUUCUAACUUGUGCUCACGUUGUAUUUAGAGAAGACAUUCUAAAACGUGGUAAAGUAAAAGAAACUAUAAAGCGCUGUGAAGUUACGAUAUCUGAGAGAUCAGAAAAUACCGACUUGAAAAGUGAUGUUGGUAUCGUAUGUAGUGCUGCUUUCCUGCAUAAAGAUCCAAACUCUGUUAGCAUUGAUGCAGCUCUAGUUGAAAUUAAAAACCGGUACCCUGAAAAUGGACUGUUUUUUAAUUCAUAUACACCUCUUCAAUUACAAAAUGCAGGAUUUGCAUUAGAUUACGCACUAGAGUUUACGAAUGGUAAUACAGAAAAGAUUUCCCAACGCAAUUGUCGAAAACAAGUCAUCAAGAUUGGAGCCCAAAGUGGCCUUACCUCUGGUUACAUUCAAACACGGGAUACACAUGCGAAAAUACCAGAGUCGCAUGCAAAAGACAUAUUUAUCAACGAAAAUACAUUUAUGUUUAAAAUGUUUAAACAAAUAGAAAUUUAUCCCCAAGACGAGGAUUCUCCAUUCCUUCGUAAGGGAGAUUCUGGUGCAUUCAUUUUCAUGAUAACUAACAAUGUACCCCUAGUGUUGAAAUGUGUAGGAAUGGCAAUAGCAGUAACCACGUACGGUUCCUGCUUAAUGACACCCAUUGAUAAUAUUUUGAAUGCUUUUGAUCUAUCCCCGAACAAUUUAUCAAAGUUUACACCGACAAUCACUGGACCGUCGCAUGAUUCAACUCUGUUCGAGACAUUCAGAAAGUCAAUGAUGACUGACUUCAAGAAACUUUUAUCGAAUCAUCUUGAUCAAACAAUGGCUAAACUCGCAUCAAAGGAAGAUGUCCAAAAGAUUGACGAGCGUCUGGUGACGUUGGAAAAGAGUACCAAGAAAUGAAUUCAAAUAAAUACUUAAGGUCAUAUGCGACGUAUCUGCCAUUUCAACUGAAACAGUUUUUUAUCUCAAGAUGAAGAAUUCUUGCAUGAUUUCCGAAAUUGGUUUCAAUUUCAUAUUGUAGCAAUAUCGCUAUACUUCGUUUAUCGACCUUGUUAGCUCACUAAUACAAGUGUCUCGGGUUCCAUUUCCAAUUGACCCAAAACUUGUUCUCCCCUUCUUUGCUACAAUAACUUAUACACAGCCUUCUUCCGUAAUACAUAAGAAACCUUUCACAACCAGAUCGCAAUCCACACAUGCUAAAUCUAAAAAUGACCUGGUAAUACUCCUCAUGUUUCUUUUCCAGAGACAAGAUAGGAUGCAAGAGAAUUGUAUCCCGAAUGUUAGGAUUUUUAAAAAUAUUUUUGGGAAAUGUCGCGUAUGACCUUAAAUCGUGAAAUGAACAUAUCUCGCUGGUUGACAUCAACGAUAGCAACAUUAUAUCAAUACACAUACGAAAAUAUAUGUGCAAUGUAUUUUUAUAAAAAAAAAAAAAAAAAAAAAAGAAGAUAUAGGACUCCCAGCGGGUGUGACCGGUAUACAGGGGAUGCCUAUUCGUCCUAGGUAUCUUGUUACACGUGAAAGGUGUCUAGUGUUUCCAGUGGUCCGUUUUUGUCCUACCCUUUAUAGAAUGUAUGACAUCGAUCGCUAUUUAUCUCCAUGUGUCCAUACUAUGUAUAUUUGGUCAGCGUUUCGUGUGUACGUCUUACAAAGACUUUUACAUACUUGACAAAAUGUUUGUGAUAAUUGAACAGUCAAAUUAUUACAAAAUCCUACUUUAUAGUUUAACUUACGUGAUCUAGUAUAUCAUAAUGAUGUUGUAUUCAGAAAAAUGAUGUUUGAUAUUAAAUGUAACAUAUUUA
Molecule: messenger RNA, 4920 nt
Organism: Ostrea edulis (European flat oyster)
Lineage: Eukaryota; Metazoa; Mollusca; Bivalvia; Ostreida; Ostreidae
Exons: 5
Coding region: 542-4021 (1159 amino acids)
Source: RefSeq, a predicted model, not a curated record